GAGAGCGCUAGAGCGCUGGUGUCGCCAUGGCAACUAAGCGAGUGGACUGGUCCUGGAGACUGGAGGGAAGCAAGGAGAAAGCGAGGGAGUGGGCACCGUGGGCUCCGCGCGGGGCCAGGGACGGGAGCUGGGUCUCCGGGGAGGAGUUAGGGAACACCGGGCAAUUCUCACUGUUGGUUCCUGGUGACGCAGUGAGCUCGUGUGUUUGCGAGUGUGUGUAUGCGAGUUUUCCGAGGUGAGUGUGUCAGUGCGUGUCUGGGUUUGUGCAUGUGUGUGAGUGCGCACGUGGGCACAGGCGUGUGGGCGGGAGUGCCGGUGCAAGAUGCGGGUGCUAGCCUGCGUGCUCGUGAUUUGUAUGCGUGCACUCGUGUGCUUCUCUAAGUGUGCCCGGGCGGGUGCCGGCGGAAGAGUCCGUCCCCUCCCCAGCCCUGUCCGUCCCUCCCUGCCCCCCCCCCCCCCCCCCCCCCGCCGCCGGCGCCGGCUGCCUCCGCAUCUCCACCUCGCUCACCCCCUCCUCCCGCACUUUCUCCGGCUCUCUCUCCCUCUCCGCGCGCACAGCCGGACUCCGCGCUCUUCUCGCUGGCCACCUUAGGAAUCACCACCGCCCAGCUUGCACCCGUCGUCCCCCAGUGCUUGGGCACCUGUUGGAAGCACUGAGACAGACAGGGGUGCUGCAUGAGGGGCCGCAGGGGUGAUCGCAUGGCCAUCAGCAUCCAGGAGCACAUGGCCAUCAACGUGUGCCCCGGGCCCAUCCGGCCUAUCCGCCAAAUCUCUGACUACUUCCCCCGCCGGGGACCAGGACCUGAAGGGGGCUGUGGGGGCUUUGGGGAGGCCCCUGCUCGGCUGGCCCCCCUGGCCCUCGCUCCCCCUGCAGCCCUCCUUGGAGCCACCACGCCUGAGGAUGGAGCUGAGGUGGACAGCUAUGACUCGGAUGAUGCCACUGCCCUGGGCACGCUGGAGUUCGACCUUCUCUAUGACCAGGCCUCCUGCACUUUGCACUGUAGUAUCCUCAGGGCCAAGGGCCUCAAGCCCAUGGAUUUCAAUGGCCUGGCCGACCCCUACGUCAAACUGCACCUACUGCCUGGAGCCUGCAAGGCCAAUAAACUGAAAACUAAGACUCAGAGGAACACUCUGAAUCCCGUGUGGAACGAGGACCUGACGUAUAGUGGAAUCACGGAUGAUGACAUCAGCCACAAGGUGCUCAGGAUCUCCGUGUGUGAUGAGGACAAGCUGAGCCACAAUGAGUUCAUCGGGGAGAUCCGUGUACCCCUCCGCCGCCUCAAGCCUUCACAGAAGAAGCAUUUUAAUAUCUGCCUCGAGCGCCAGGUCCCGCUGGCUUCACCCUCUUCCAUGUCAGCGGCGCUGAGGGGCAUCUCCUGUUACCUGAAGGAGCUGGAGCAGGUGGAACAGGGACCUGGGCUGCUGGAAGAGCGAGGACGCAUCCUGCUGAACCUCAGCUAUAGCUCGCCUCGCCGGGGGCUGCUGGUGGGCAUUGUGCGCUGUGCCCACUUGGCUGCCAUGGAUGUCAAUGGCUACUCUGACCCCUAUGUUAAGACGUACCUGAGGCCGGAUGUGGAUAAGAAAUCCAAACAUAAAACAGGUGUGAAGAAGAAGACUCUCAACCCAGAAUUUAAUGAGGAGUUUUUCUAUGAGAUGGAGCUCUCAGCUCUGGCCACCAAGACUCUGGAAGUCACAGUCUGGGACUAUGACAUUGGCAAAUCCAACGACUUCAUUGGUGGCGUGUCCCUGGGGCCAGGCGCCCGGGGAGAGGCCCGGAAGCAUUGGAGUGACUGUCUGCAGCAGCCAGACACAGCCCUGGAGCGCUGGCACACCUUGACCAGUGAACUGCCCCCUGCGGCUGGGGCCCUGCCCUCAGCCUGAGCGAUGGGUGCAGCUGCCCAGCAUUGGCCCCUUGGGGCCGGGUCCCAUACCCAACCUUCGCACGAGUGUGUUGCACGUUUACACAGGGUGGAUGCCCUACCCCAUACUACCUGUCUUAUUUUGUGAGAGUCUCUGUGACUAUGGGUCUGUCUUCUUGUGAGGGACCAUGAAGAUCUGUAUUCACAUAUGCAAACUUCCUCCUGCCUGACUCGCUACUACAUGCAAAUAUGCAAACCACCCAGCCUGUGCACACCUGCAGCUGGAGUCCUGCCUGGCCCCAGCCCCAGCCUGGCUGCUGCUCCUCUCUCUGGCCUCUCCAUGCUGCCCGUCCCCUCCACCCACAAGGAGGAGGUCGGAUUAGGGGGGGUUUGAAGGAGGACAAAGUUUCCAAAAAGAAAAGGACAAAAACCAAAACAGAGCCACUCAUUUAAUAAAGAAUCUUUGUUUAAAAAACAAAACAAAACAUAACACAACACCUAGCCCUGUACAGCUGCCCUUUUAAAAAGGUGGGGGGGAGCGUGGGGGCACACCGCAGGGUCUCCGCCCCUCCCGGAAGUGGCAGGUAUUCCCAGCCAGUCAUUUAAAACACCUGCCCCCACGUUGGGGCCAGGAUGUGAGGGCAGACCCCUGCCCUGGUGAGGUCCCCCUUCCAGGGGACUUUUGUGCAUGUUUACACCUUUUCCGAUUGUGUCAGUGGCCGCAGCAUGGCAACUGGGCAUCAAUAAACGUCUCU
Phyllostomus discolor (pale spear-nosed bat) is the source of this 2614-nucleotide messenger RNA. RefSeq names its product double C2 domain alpha (gene DOC2A). NCBI's taxonomy places the organism in Eukaryota, Metazoa, Chordata, Mammalia, Chiroptera, Phyllostomidae. The coding region runs from base 676 to 1881 and encodes 401 amino acids. The transcript has 11 exons. The record is from RefSeq and is a predicted model, not a curated record. Gene Ontology annotation, cellular component: membrane.